UCUCUACACUGUUUCAUUCAUCAACCACACCUCUCAAAAAAGAAAAAAAUGUUGGAAAAAAGGAACCCAGUCAGUUACUAGCUUCUUUCAAUUUAUGGUACUCUGUUGCCUAUACGUUCAACCAAUCCCACCAAUAUCUUCAGUCGGAAAAGCUUUAAUUUAUUACUCUCACAUGCUCUGCUUUGCUCUGUUUCCUUCCCACCUUAAAGAAACAAACCCUGAUUUCCAUUUCCCCCUCCCUUCCAAACCAUCAUUUCCCUAUUCCAAUGGACACUCCAAAUGGCGCCGUUUCCAAGCUCACCGUCCACCAAACCGACCCGAUUCUGGUCACGCCGGCGGAGGAGACGAAAAAAGGGCUCUACUUCUUGUCCAACCUCGACCAGAACGUUGCCGUGAUCGUCCGAACCAUUUACUGCUACAAACCGGCGGCGAAGGCGAACCAAGACGACCCUGUGGAAGUGAUACGGAAAUCUCUGGCGAGGGUUCUCGUUCAUUACUACCCGCUCGCCGGGAGGCUGGCGAUUGGACCGGAAGGGAAGCUCGUCGUCGACUGCAAUGGCGAAGGUGCUCUGUUCGUGGAAGCUGAAGCAGAGUGUGGAAUGGAAGAGAUUGGUGACGUUAGAAGUAACCCUGAUCUCCAAAAUCUUGGCAAGCUGGUCUACGAAGUUCCUGGCGCCGCUGGCAAUGUCCUGAAAAUGCCUCCUCUUGUUGCUCAGGUGACCAAAUUCAAAUGUGGUGGAUUCGUGCUUGGUCUGGCUAUAAACCAUUGCCUAUUCGACGGAAUCGCAGCAAUGGAGUUCGUGAACUCAUGGGGAGAGAUCGCCAGAGGCCUCCCGCUCUCAAUCCCGCCGUUCCUCGACAGAACCAUCCUCAAGUCGCGCAACCCUGCCCAAAUCGACCACGUCCAUGGCGAAUUGCUCGAUGUAGAACUCAAAUUCGAAGACCCAAAAGAAGAAGAAGAUCCCAUGGUCUACAAGUCCUUCCCAUUGACCUUCGAACAACUGGAAACCCUCAAAUCCAAAUCGGCGGCGGGAGGCGGCGACGUGGACCCACUGGCGGAGAAGAAACGCUCCACAUUCGAAGCGCUUUCCGGGUUCGUGUGGAGGGCGCGAACCCAAUCCCUGAACUUCCCGCCCAAUCAACCCACCAAGCUCAUCUUCGCCGUCGACGGUCGAGCCAAGUUCGUCCCUCCUCUGCCCACCGGGUACUUCGGGAACGGAAUCGUGUUCACGAAUUCGAUCUGCGAGGCAGGGGAACUGGUUAAUCAGCCGUUGUCGCGCGCGGCGGGGCUUGUUGGAGAGUCGGUAAGGAUGGUGGACGACGGUUACAUGAGGUCGGCGAUCGAUUACUUUGAGGUUACGAGGGCCAGGCCUUCCAUGGCGGCGACUCUGGUGAUCACGACGUGGUCGAGGCUGGCAUUCGACACGGCGGAUUUCGGAUGGGGCGGGCCGCUUUUCUCCGCGCCGGUGGGGCUUCCGGGGAAGGAAGCGGUUCUGUUUCUGGCGGAUGGGGAAGAGGAAGGAAGGAAGAAGGGGGUGCGUGUGUUUCUCGGGCUGCCGGCGUCGGCGAUGAAGACGUUUGAGAAGUUGGUGAAAGAGGUGUGAUUGGAGUCACUUAUUAAUCUUGGCGAUGCAAUACUGCCGAUUUUAACGGUACGGUGUUUAGUGGCGGGAGAAUGUUUAUUAUUAAAUAAUUGAAUUGAAUAUUAAGAGCGGUAAAAAUAUAUAGAAUGUGCAUUCUUCACUCGAACCAAAUACGAUUAUUAGUUGUAAUCCUGUUAAUAUUUGAAGGUGAAUGUUUAUCAUCGAUGAUAUACUAUUUAUAAUUUUACUUUAUUUUUAUAUCUUGUUAGAAGAAAAUAACACUAGAAAUACAAUUUAAAAUAUAUACCAAAACUCAAAUGAUUGAGGAACAAUA
This is a messenger RNA of Linum tenue, 1917 nucleotides long. The record is from the annotation of a GenBank genome assembly. Lineage: Eukaryota; Viridiplantae; Streptophyta; Magnoliopsida; Malpighiales; Linaceae.